Gastrolobium bilobum is the source of this 5799-nucleotide messenger RNA. RefSeq lists its product as uncharacterized. Lineage: Eukaryota; Viridiplantae; Streptophyta; Magnoliopsida; Fabales; Fabaceae. Gene Ontology annotation, cellular component: transcription factor TFIIIC complex. Gene Ontology annotation, molecular function: DNA binding. The record is from RefSeq and is a predicted model, not a curated record. Bases 70 to 5580 code for a protein of 1836 amino acids. The transcript has 16 exons. Gene Ontology annotation, biological process: transcription initiation at RNA polymerase III promoter; 5S class rRNA transcription by RNA polymerase III.
UCAGCAAACGAUGUUGGUGGUGGUUCAAUCAAACUCGUAACCAUUAGAAGAAGAAGAAGAAGAAAGAGAAUGGAUUCGAUAAUCAACGCUGCGGUUGAAGAGAUAUGCGCGCACGUUGAAGAAGGACUCACUCUUAAAACCCUAUGGUUGAAACUCGAAGCCUCACCUUCUCUUUCAUCUUCAAACAUCAAUCUCUCUCACACCGUCAAAAGAAUCAUAUGGAAAAACCUCCUCACCAUUCCCACUCUCCGAUUCGAACCCAAACCCUCUUCGUCGGAACUCGAAGACGCCGACGAGAAUCUCGAUUUCAAGAUCUUCGCUCAACAGAGCCUCGCCGAUAACUUCGUCGGUCUUUACGAGUCACAGUCUCUCCAAAGCGCACAGAAGCGCGUGCUUCGCCUUCUCGCUAAUGCUAGAUCCAACGGCAUUACUCAGAGUCAGCUUGCUAAGCAAUUGCACAUGGAUGGAAAUAACUUCCAUUACGUUUUGAGGAACCUUGAGUGUCAAGGCUUGAUCGUUAAACACUCUGCUAUUGAGAAGAAGAAACAAAUCUCCACUCAUGGUGAAUCGAAGAAUUAUCCGUGUGUAGCUACGCAUUUAGUGUACUUGCAUCGCUAUGCGAAACAGCAACUUUCUUCUCAUCAGAGGUUUGAAUUUGAAAUCACUAAAUGUAACACCUCUGAGGAUGUUGAUGAGGAUGCUGAUGGAGCCACGCUGCAAAGAGAUGUCCUUCUUAAGGAUUAUGCGCCUCAAAUCAAAGCUAUUUGUGAUAAACUUGCAAACGCCAAUGGCAAGGUUCUUCUUGUGUCUGAUAUUAAGAAGGAUCUUGGUUAUUGUGGAUCGCGUCCAAGACAAAGGGCUUGGAGACAAAUUUCUGGCAGGUUGAAAGCGGAUCAUAUUGUAGAGCAGUUCGAUGCUAAGGUGAAUGGCAAGAUUGAGGCUUGCCUGCGGCUUCUUGACCCAAUAACUGCUGGAUCUGAAAAUAAAGAUAAAAACUUGAAUCCUGGGAAAAUAUGUAAAGUCAUUGAUCAGUUUGUGGAGCUUCCGAUUGAGCAUCAAAUUUUGGAUAUGAUUGAUGCUGCAGGAUCAGGUGGCAUUACAAUAAAGGAGAUCUGCCAAAGGCUUGGGAUUGAACUGAAAAAGAGCCACAUUCGACUUGUAAAUUUGUGCUAUAGACUUGGAAUGAAAGUGCAGGAAGAACAAUGCUUGAAGACCAAAACAGUUCGAGUUUGGACAUCCAGAAAUUUCAACCCUGGACCAGAAGUUGCACUUAUUUGCAAUAUUGGUGAAAAUAAAAGUCCAGAUCAACAUGUGCCUGAUGGUUUUUCAAAAAUUUCUGAAUUUGAGGCUUCAACUUUCAGUGGAGAACUUGCUGACCCUUCAAAAUUGGAAGAUAUUGAAACUGGUGCAGAACUAUUUUCUGAAUCUCCAAGAAAUAUAGAGUCUAACUAUGUAGAAAUGCCUACAAACUUGCAAGAGUUGCCACUUGAUCCAAGGGGUAUUGUUUCUAACAGCGAACAUGAUUUGGUCAGUUUAUCAGUUGAGACAGACAUUGCACCAUCAGGAGCUUCUCCAUCUGAUGUAUUGAAACCAUUCUCUACUGGAUCAUCUCAAAGAUAUGCAAAUUUAUCUUUCUCUGUGGAUAACACUAGAAGGGCAAAUAGGAUACUUGAAAGACUAAAGGAUGAGAGGUUCAUUUUGAGACCUGAGAUAAAUAGGUGGCUUAUUAGCUUUGAGAAGGAUAAAUCUACAAAAUUGGAUCGCAAGACUUUAGACCGAAUAUUGUCUAAACUUCAGGAGCAAGGGCAAUGCAAAUGCAUAACAGUACAUUCCCCAGUUAUUUCAGAAUAUUCCAGGACAAAAGAUUGUGUGGUGGUUGUGCAUCCAUUGAUAAGUCUAUCUCCUGAAUUAUUUGAUGAAAUUCAAGAUAGAGUGAGAUCAUUUAAUAAUUAUAUUCGCAGCAAAAGUACUUCUCAUCAGAAUAAAGAUGAAUUGAUACCUGUAAUCGAGGAUAUUCAGAAAACUCAAAGCGUUAUAGUUCCAGAUGGGCGGGCUGGUAAAGCAGAAGCCAUGCGUGCUAAUGGAUUUGUAUUAGCAAAAAUGAUUCGUGCAAAGCUGCUGCACAGUUUUCUUUGGGAUUAUCUGCAUACGUCAGCAAGCCAUAAUGAUGCAUUAUCAUCCGAAAAAAGUGUCUAUGAGCUAAAUAAUAAUCCUCAUAGUAGCAGCAAACUAUUUUCUCUGGAAGCAGCUAUUAAAGCAAUUCCAGUUGAACUAUUCUUACAAGUUGUUGGGUCCAGUAAAAAAUAUGAAGAAAUGAUUGAAAAGUGCAAGAUGGGUUUACGUCUCUCUGAUCUUCCACCUGAGGAGUACAAGUGCUUAAUGGAUACUCAUGCAACUGGAAGGCUGUCAUUAGUUAUUGACAUUUUACGGCGGUUAAAGUUGAUUCGGAUGGUAACUGAUUCGCAAUCUAGAGAUGGAGUUAAAACCCCUCAUACUUUAACUCACAUGAUGGAGCUUAGGCCUUACAUUGAGGAACCCCUUUCAAAGGAUGCAGCAUCUUUAAAUUUUAUAUCCCUUGAUCUUCGACCAAGAAUCAGACAUGAUUUUAUUCUGUCUAAUAGAGAUGCAGUUGAUGAAUAUUGGCAAACGUUGGAGUAUUGCUAUGCCGCUGCUGAUAAAAAAGCUGCUUCAUAUGCAUUUCCUGGAUCUGUGGUUCAUGAGGUUUUCCGCUUCCGUUCAUGGGCACAUACUUGUCUCAUGACAGCAGAACAACGUGCUGAGCUUUUAAAGCGUGUAACGAUGGAUAAUGAUAGAGAAAAAAUUUCAUACAAGGACUGUGAGAAGAUUGCAAAUGAUCUGAAUCUUACCUUGGAGCAGGUGCUUAGUGUGUAUUCUAGUAAGCGACGCCAUUGCCUUAAUCUGUUCAAAGAUGAAGAGAACGAGAAUAAUUCACUUGGACGCAAGGGUAAACACAGUAAAAAAAAUUCUACUGAGUUGAGGGCAGCAAAGCGUGCAAAAAUGGAUGCAGCUACUGAGGUUGUGGGUGUGCGUGAAGAAGAAUAUAAUUUGGGUGUCCAUUCAGGAGAUGAUGCCACCCAUAUGCAAGAAUUUGAGGAGGAUGAUUAUGAAAUUGAGGGUUCUCAGGACCAUUGUCCCCUUAUAAGCCAGUGCGUCUUAUCCAAAAUGAAGCCAACACGUCAAAGGAGAUUCAUAUGGUCAGACGAAACUGAUAGGCAAUUGGUGAUCCAAUAUGUUAGACACCGUGCUGCUCUUGGUGCUAAAUAUCAUCGCAUAGAUUGGGGCUCACUUUCUGAUCUUCCAGCUCCUCCAAGCGUCUGUAUGAGAAGAAUGAAUUCACUGAAUGGUAACUUAAGAGUUAGGAAAGCUGUGAAUAGACUCUGUAACAUGCUCAGUGAACGAUAUGCAAAGCAGCUGGAGAAGUCCCAAAACUUGUCAUUAAGCAAAAAUGAUCGCAGAGAGUUAGUGCGAUCCCAGUCUAGUAAAGGUGUUCAGAAUAAUUUCAAUCCUGAUGUUGAAAUUCAAACGACAAGUCUAAAUGGAGAAGCUUGGGAUGACUUUGACAACAAAAGCAUCAAGACAGCCCUUGAUGAGAUUCUUCGCUGCAAGAGGAUGGCUAAGCUGGAUGCCUCCACCCAGAAAGUUCAAUCGCAAUUUAAAGGGUGGUCAGAUACAAAUCCGAAUGCUGAUGGAUAUGAAACUCGAGAAAACAAAGAAAUUACAUCAGCUAUUCCUAGUGAGAUUGUUCAAAGCCAUCAUGGGAAGCCCCAUACAUUUUCUGCCCAAAGAUCUAGUCGUCGACGGCUUGAUAAAAAAUUUACUAGGUUUAUGAAUAAUAGGGCUAAUGUUUAUGGACAGGUAUACGAAUCGUUGGCUGUUUCAAAUGCUGUGGAGCUAUUUAAGCUUGUUUUCUUAAGCACCUCCACAGGUCCACAGGCACCAAAUUUACUAGCUGACAUUCUUCGGCGUUAUUCUGAGCAUGAUCUGUUUGCUGCAUUCAACUACCUUAAAGAGAAAAAAAUCAUGGUUGGGGGCUGCGGCAAUGAACGUUUUGAAUUAUCACAACAGUUCUUGCAUAGUGUUUCGAAGUCACCAUUUCCAUUGAAUACUGGAAAGCGAGCUGUUAAAUUUUCUGCAUGGCUGCAGGAAAGGGACAAAGACCUCACAGAAGUGGGUACUAAUCUUGCUGAAGACCUACAGUGUGGGGACAUUUUUCAUUUGUUUGCUUUACUCUCGUCAGGUGAACUUUCAAUUUCGCCAUGCUUACCAGAUAAUGGUGUUGGAGAGGCUGAAGACUUGAGAAAUGCAAAGCGUAAAUCUGAUACUAGUGAGUCAUCCUUUAGUGAUAAAGCUAAGAAAUUGAAAUCCUUGUUUGGAGGAGAAGGUGAAAUUAUUUCUCGCCGGGAAAAAGGUUUUCCUGGUAUCGUCAUUUCUGCGUGCCGUGCUACGAUUUCAAGAGCUGAUAUUUUAGAUUUGUUCAAGGAUAAUGAUAACAACGGCCAGCCUUUUGAGGGGAAUUUUCAAUCAAAUGUAGGCCAAAGCAGUGAUUAUUUGCUUCCUGAUGAUAUGCCAGAAAUCUUGAACUCUUCUGAUCCUGUACCUGUGGAAGAAAGUCAUAUUGAAUCACCUUGGGAAGCUAUGGCAGGCUAUGCACGACGUUUGAUGUCAGUGCCUUCCAAUCAAGAACAAAUGCGUGCCAUCUGUGCUGAGGUCUUCAGGGUUGUAUAUGCUGCCAUCCAGAAGGCUGGUGACCAAGGAUUAAGCAUGGAAGAAGUUUCUCAAGUUAUAAACUUGCCAGGAGCAGAGGUAGAUGGACUGAUUAUUGAUGCUCUUCAAACAUUUGGACAAGCCUUAAAGGUCAAUGCUUAUGAUUCUGUUCGUGUUGUUGAUGCUUUAUACCGUCACAAGUACUUUUUGACACCUAUGUCUGGUUUUCAUCAAGGUGUUGUACAACCUUCCUUAACAAAGACCUUUGAAAAAAAUGAGGAUACAUGUAAGCAUAACAAAUCAGAAGAAAGUAAUACAGCUUGUGCUGAUAUUAUGAGGGAAAGAAACACUGGGGUUAAUAACGUGCACAAAGUGACAAUUCUUAAUCUUCCACAUGGGGAUGUGGAUCCUGAAAAUCAAGCAUGUGACAGGAACGAAGGCUGUAUGCAAGGCAGACUUGUUUUGUCCAGAGCCGAUCAUGAGAAAGAAAUGCUCAAAUUUUCUUCUGCUGAAUUAUGUGUGCCAAUAUUGCCAUGGAUCAAUGGGGAUGGCACCAUUAACAACAUUGUCUACAACGGACUCAGACAUCAUGUUCUUGGAAUAGUGAUGCAAAACCCAGGGAUAUUGGAGGUUGAUAUUCUAAAUCAGAUGCAUGUGAUGAAUCCACAGAGCUGUAGAACUCUUUUGGAAUUGAUGGUUCUUGAUAAACACCUAAUUGUGAGGAAGAUGCAUCAAAGUAGAGUUGAUGGGGGCUCCUCCUUGCUACAGGAUCUUAUCGGAAGCAAAUCAAAUCAAUCAAAAUUGGUUUACCGAGAGCAUUACUUUGCCAAUCCCAUGAGUACUUCCUUGUUGUAGGGAAAUCUGUGGCUGGGGACAUGUAAAGUCAAUAGAUAUUAUGUAUAUAUAUGUACAAAUACAAGUAUGGGCAAUUUGGGAUACUGGUCUUGUGUUUAUAUUGGUAAAAUUAAAACUUAGGUAAUCAUAGUCAAUAUAUUUAAGAUUAGCAUUUUGGAGUUUGUAAGCGUGGUUGCUGUAAUCCUAUUUUAGUAAAACCAGGUUUGGUAAGAAACAUAU